Orcinus orca (killer whale) is the source of this 692-nucleotide messenger RNA. RefSeq names its product MORN repeat containing 5 (gene MORN5). NCBI's taxonomy places the organism in Eukaryota, Metazoa, Chordata, Mammalia, Artiodactyla, Delphinidae. The record is from RefSeq and is a predicted model, not a curated record. The transcript is spliced from 5 exons. Bases 52 to 570 code for a protein of 172 amino acids.
GAUACACCGAGAUUCUGGUCUCCCAACCGCUGGAAGCUAGAGGCAGGCGCCAUGGAGUACACGGGGAGCCAAUAUAUCGGGGAAUUUGUAGAUGGGAGGAUGGAGGGUGAAGCCGAAUACAUCCUCCCUACCGAAACAAAGUAUGUUGGGGAAAUGAAGGACGGCAUGUUUCAUGGCCAAGGAACCUUGUACUUCCCCGGUGGGAGCCGAUAUGAUGCCAUUUGGGAGAAAGGAUUGGUUGUAAAGGGCACAUACACCUUCUCAGACGGGCUGCAGUAUGACGCUGAGCACUGGCAUUACUGUGACACCUACGAUCGGAGGUUUUACACUGAGAUCUGCUAUGGCUUGAAGCCUGCAGGUAUCUCUCGACUCACCAAUAUGGACCCGCCCAGAAAAAUCCCUCCAGGCUGUUAUGACUGCGGAGAUGGCUUCUAUAACCCAACCACGAGGAUUGUCAAGGACUAUAAGAAUCGCUUUCUGAGAAAUGCAGAUGAUGACGAGCACGAGUGGAUCAUCCGGACGUGUCGGAAGGGCUGGGACGAGACCAUGGGUCCUAAGCCCAAGCCGUGAGCGCUAAGCCCCCUCGGUCACAAGCUUCCUUCUGUGCCCCUGGCAUUGGCUGGCCCGGGGAGCAGGCUGUAGUUUUAGAACCUGGCUUUUGACUCGGGAAUAAAAGCUUUCUGCCAUCAGUG